AUGGACUCUGAAACUGACCCAGGGAGUACUAUUCCCCGUUUACUCGACCGCCUGCGUGGUUGCCAACUACUUAUCCCCGACCUUCGCCCAGCCUUCGCAACAUGGAAGCAGGGCGUCAAUCCGCUACAUGGAAAAGUCAAACAAGCUGUGGAUGCCCGCCUGGAGGGACUAAUCGAUGACGACAAGGCCCUAGCCAAGGUGAAAGCCGCGGAUCUGGGCCUGUUUGCAUCGGGGUUAUUCCCCGACGCGACGUAUCACGUCCUCGAGACGGCCGGGUUCUACUGCGUCUGGUUGUUUCUGUGGGACGAUGCCAUUGACAGUGCCGCUGCUACUACCACUACCACUACCAGUAGUGCUGCUGCCGGGGUGGUGGCACCUGGUGAAGUGCUUGUUGUAGCCCCGGACGAGUACUGCCGCGAGUCUGUCGCGUUUGUGCAGUACCACAUCGGUCUGCAAGUUGGCGAACCUGAGCCCAAGGCACCCACCAAGGUGUGCGAGAGCUUUGCCGAAGUCGCAGGGCGGGUUGCCGCCGAGUUCUGCCGAGGAGAGGCUGAUAAAAGGGAGCUGUUUCGGCACUUGAAAGACUACAUGGAGGGCUGCUUGGCCGAGUACAGGGGGAUGAAGUUGGGGAGGAUGCCGACUGUGGAUGAGUUCUACUCGUGGCGGUUGAGGACGUCGUCUGUGGACGCGAUGUUGUGUCUGUGCAGGAUACUGAACGGUAUAUCGCUCCCGAGCGAUGUCCUGGAUUCGGAAGCCCUGAAAGUAAUGGGACUCAAGGUCAACAAGCUCCUCAUCCUUAUAAACGAGCUGUUUUCGCUCAAGAAGGAAUUGAAAGACGGAGCGUCUACAAACCUGAUACCCAUCAUCAUGUGGGAAUCUGACCUCGACCUGGAGCGCGCUGUGCAGCAGGUCGUACAAGACAUUUACGACUGCGCACGAGAAUUCGAUAGCCAUGCAUCUUCCCUUCAGGCUCUCGUCGCCAAGGAACAUGGAGCUGGCGUUGCUGACCAGUUGCGGCGGCUAAUCGAGGCAUACCAAGCGAUUGCGACCAGCCCCAACAUCCGAAUUGCAAUGACGAAUUCUGCGACCUUUGACUACCCCUCGCCGCUCGCCGGCUAUGAGACAGCCCCGCCGCUACCCACCGAGCGAGCCGAAGACGGGAAAAGCUACCGCAACCCGCAGACGGGGAUCCUCAGCAGUGCUUACAACAAGUUCAUUGAACCCCUGGACAAUGGUCGAAGGGGUGCAUUCGACGUUCACGUCUACUAUUUCCAGAACAAUCCGAACCAGGCAAAAUAUGCCCGGGAGCUGUGGGAACGCAUCCGGAGGGAGUUCCCGGAACUGCGUAUCUACACGCUCUGGGACCGGCCAAUUGGCCCUCAUCCGGUCGCCAUGUUCGAAGUGAACCUCUUUACGCCGGCCCAGUUCGGCGCCUUCGUUCCCUGGCUUGCCAUCUGGCGCGGGCCCCUCUCUGUCCUUAUCCACCCCAACACGACGGAGGAGAACAUGUCGGAGGCUGAGCGAGACCUUGCGAACCAUACCACGCGCGCCAUUUGGAUGGGCGAACGGAUACCGCUCGACGUCUCGCUGUUCACGGCACAUAUCCCUACCGUGAGUCCUUCAAGAGCCAGCGAUGCUUGA
Canariomyces notabilis is the source of this 1641-nucleotide messenger RNA. RefSeq lists its product as uncharacterized. The transcript has 7 exons. Lineage: Eukaryota; Fungi; Ascomycota; Sordariomycetes; Sordariales; Chaetomiaceae. The coding region runs from base 1 to 1641 and encodes 546 amino acids. The record is from RefSeq and is a predicted model, not a curated record.